Molecule: messenger RNA, 639 nt
Organism: Morus notabilis
Lineage: Eukaryota; Viridiplantae; Streptophyta; Magnoliopsida; Rosales; Moraceae
Product: cucumber peeling cupredoxin
Exons: 2
Coding region: 121-639 (172 amino acids)
Cellular component (GO): plasma membrane
Molecular function (GO): electron transfer activity
Source: RefSeq, a predicted model, not a curated record
GCCAAUAUCACAAGUACAUUAAUAUAUCUCGAGCCUGAAAAGUAGCAGAGAAAUAAAUAAAUAAGCUUUGCUAGAUCUUUGAGCGCAAAUACACACAUAUAUAUAUAUAUAUAUAUAUAUAUGAAAAUGGCUAGCAAAAUGGGUUUAAUGGGGUGCUUAUUGAUCAUCACGGUAGCAUUGCUAAAGGGUGCAACUGCAGAAUCAUAUGUGGUUGGAGAUAGCUUGGGCUGGACUGUUCCUCCUAACACGUCAUUUUACUCCGAUUGGACCAACUCCAAGACUUUCCAUAUUGGCGACGAAGUUUUGUUCAAUUGGACCGGAACAUUGGAUCACAAUGUGGCUGAAGUUUCAACCCUAGCCGAAUAUGAAAACUGCACCAAACCAGGAAUUGUGUAUCUCAGUGGUUAUACAGCCAAUCUCAUUGCCAAUGGUUCUCGCUUCUUCUUGUGCACCGUUGACAACCACUGCGAACUCGGGAUGAAAAUGAUCGUCACUGUCGGGUCUCCAACGAACACCUCUAGCACUUUGGCAGCGCCGCCCCCUAGUGACAGCUCUUACAGCGCUCCCUCUUUGACCUUUGCCGGUGCCCUUGUGUCUGUAUUUUCCCUCAUUGUCGUUUCCCUAUUCAAUUAUGUCUAG